GUGAGGAUUAUGUGGUAAUUUAUUCAUGGUACAUUUGUUUUUUGCCAAGCACAUGCUAAAUUACAUAUACAUUCUCUCUCUCUCUCUCUCUCUCUCUCUCUCUCUCUCUAUAUAUAUAUAUAUAUAUAUAUAUAUAUAUGUAUAUAUAUAUGUAUAUAUAUACAUAUACAUACACACACACAUACACACACACCUCGACAAACCAUCCAUAAGGCCUAAAUCUAGGCUAGCACAGCCAAAGAAAGACCCAAGGCUCAGUUCAGUGUAGCUUAAUAGUUAAGAGGUCAACAUGUUCCCUUCUAAUGUCCGAAGUCAUUUGGUAAGGACUCAGUUCUCGCACCCCUUCUGCUUCUUUUGGUUGGUUGAGAAAGACGCUCAUUCAGCUGACCUUGAAGCUCUGAGUGGUAGGAUUACACACGGUGCCACUGUGCUUGGCUAUGGCGCUUGGGGGUCUCUGGAUUCUAGGACUUCCUCCAGAACAAGGCUGCCAUUGUGGAGUCAUCCUCCAUGUUUCCUUGGCAACUUAACCCAGAGGGUGGGUGGCGGCUAAGGGCACACAUCCCCUGGAGGCCACCCACGGAGAGACGCUGGUCCUUUGGGGUCCUGGAGGGCACCGCAAAGCUGAGAGGAGGGUGGCUUCCCGAUUCCUCAGCCCCGGGCCAGCCCAUGGCGGAGGCGCGGGGUCCGCGGCGCGGUGGCGUGCAGCACGAGCUGCUAGAGAAGGUGGCGCGCCUGCAGCGGGGAGCGCGGCACGCCGAGCCCGAGGCGGCGACGCGCAGAACGGCGGGCGACAGCGGUUCGGGCUUGGGCUUCUGGUGCUGGCGGCGGCUGUUCGCCCGCGGAGCCCGCGGGGCGCGCCGGAGGAAGGGCAAGUUCACGCGGCCCGGCGCCGCGGCCCCGCCGGAGCGCGGCGUGUGGGCGCCCCCCGGCCUGCAGAGGCUGCUACAGAGGCUGGCGACUUGGCGGCGGCGCUACUUACGGCGAGGGGAGCGACCCGAGGGCCUGGAGGAGAUCCCGCUGCUCGUGCUGGAGCGCGCGCGCGCUGCCGACUAGGGGACUCCCAGGCUCGCCUCGCUGGCACGUGCCCCGGCAUCGGUUAGGUUUUUUAAAGAAUUCAAGAAGUGGAAAUAAA
This is a messenger RNA of Rattus norvegicus (Norway rat), 1132 nucleotides long. The record is from RefSeq and is a predicted model, not a curated record. Lineage: Eukaryota; Metazoa; Chordata; Mammalia; Rodentia; Muridae.